CCUUGGCGCGCGUGCGCAGCCGGAGUCGCCCGUUCAGUACAAGCGUAGGCGAACCAAGAUGGCGGCGGUGGUGGAGAAUGUUGUCAAACUACUGGGAGAGCAGUACUACAGAGAUGCCCUGGAGCAGUGCCAUAACUAUAACGCCCGUCUGUGCGCAGAGAGGAGUGUGAGGAUGCCCUUCCUCGACUCGCAGACCGGCGUCGCCCAGAGCAACUGCUACAUCUGGAUGGAGAAGAGACACAGAGGACCGGGUGUGGCUCCGGGGCAGUUAUACACGUACCCCGCCCGCCGCUGGAGGAAAAAGAGGAGAGCUCAUCCUCCAGAAGACCCUAGACUGGCUUUUCCUUCUCUAAAGACAGAGUUGGACCUGGGUUUGAAGAAGGAAAUGCUCGGCUCCAGUGACGGCAGCAGCAGUCUGGAGGCUCUGCUCCGAGGAGAGCCGCUGGAGAAGAGAACGGCUCUGGAGCUCAGACCAAACGACGAGGAGCCUGCGCACAACGAGUACUCCAGUGGAGGACUCAACCCUGCCACCCGAGUGAGGAAGAGAAUUGUGGAACCUGACGACUUCAUGGACGACCUGGACGAUGAAGACUACGAGGAAGAUACACCCAAGAGACGCGGUAAAGGCAAAGGAAAGGGGCGGGGCGUCAGCAGCGCUCGCAAGAAGCUGGACGCAGCAGCCGCUCUUGAGGAUCGGGACAAACCGUACGCCUGCGACAACACUUUCAAACAAAAGCAUAUUUCAAAAACGUCUGAACGAGUUUGCGGGAAGCGCUACAAGAACAGGCCCGGACUGAGCUACCAUUACACCCAUUCUCACUUAGCCGAGGAGGAAGGGGAGGAAAAAGAGGAGGCGGAGCUUCACGAGCAGACGCCGCCCCCACCCGAGGAGCCUAAGACAGCUCCUAAGAAGGGUCCUGAUGGUCUGGCCCUUCCCAACAACUACUGCGAUUUCUGUCUGGGGGAUUCCAACAUGAACCAGAAAACCGGCCAAUCAGAAGAGCUGGUGUCCUGCUCCGACUGCGGACGCUCCGGCCACCCCUCGUGUCUGCAGUUCACCCCGGUGAUGAUGGCGGCAGUGAAGACGUACCGCUGGCAGUGCAUCGAGUGCAAGUGCUGCAACAUGUGCGGCACAUCGGAGAACGACGACCAGCUGCUCUUCUGCGACGACUGUGACCGAGGUUAUCACAUGUACUGCCUCACCCCGCCCAUGUCGGAGCCUCCUGAAGGAAGCUGGAGCUGCCAUUUGUGUUUGGACCUACUGAAAGAGAAGGCUUCCAUAUACCAGAACCAGAACGCUCCGCCGUCGUGAUGGGAUGUGAUAUCGGUUCCCAGCUGUGUGCAUGGCCACACAGUGAGUGAGGGAAGCGAUUUAAAAUAAAAACACAAAGAGAAAGAGAGAUGCCGGGGACCGGAAAAGGGAAGCGUCGUUAACCUAUUUACCCAAGGAAAGGCGGGGAUGAAUGGAUAAACAUUUACACAAAAAACAAAACAGAAAACAAAUCCCUCCUCUUGGCAGGUUUAAUUCCAAUAUGACUGUUACACAGUUCCAAGUUUUAAACUACCCACUGCUUUUUGUUUUCAACUAUUAAUCUAAAUAAUAAUAAUAAUAAUAAUAAUAAUAAUAAAUAUAACAACAAUAGUUAUAACUGACUAAUCCAAACCCACUCUGUCUAACAGUCUGCUCUGAGAAUAUAUACAACUCUGCUCGCGUCCUUUACCUACUUGAAAUAUUCACCAAAACCACGACUAGCUAACACCA
This is a messenger RNA of Hemibagrus wyckioides, 1762 nucleotides long. RefSeq names its product double PHD fingers 2 (gene dpf2). NCBI's taxonomy places the organism in Eukaryota, Metazoa, Chordata, Actinopteri, Siluriformes, Bagridae. The coding region runs from base 59 to 1312 and encodes 417 amino acids. The record is from RefSeq and is a predicted model, not a curated record. Gene Ontology annotation, cellular component: nBAF complex. Gene Ontology annotation, biological process: nervous system development. The transcript has 12 exons.